Molecule: messenger RNA, 1689 nt
Organism: Pediculus humanus corporis (human body louse)
Lineage: Eukaryota; Metazoa; Arthropoda; Insecta; Psocodea; Pediculidae
Product: organic anion transporter, putative
Exons: 10
Coding region: 1-1689 (562 amino acids)
Biological process (GO): sodium-independent organic anion transport; transmembrane transport
Cellular component (GO): membrane
Molecular function (GO): protein binding
Source: RefSeq, a predicted model, not a curated record
AUGAAAAGUAUGGUUGUAAACGGUUUUGUUAAUGUUGUCAUAACGACAAUCGAAAGAAGGUUCGGACUUAGAUCAUCCGAAACAGGUUUAGUCGCUGGCGGUUACGACAUUGCUUCCUUUUUAUGUUUGGUUCCUGUGACGUAUUACGGAGGAAGAGUCGAUGCGAGUAAACCAAGAUGGAUAGGAUAUGGGAUUAUAGUUAUUGCAUUAGGUUCGUUUUUAUUUGCUCUUCCACAUUUUACCGUUUCCGCUUACAGGGGAGUACAACAGGAUUUAAACGUUUGUUUCGAUAAUUCAUCAUCAUCAUCAUCAUCAUCGUCGUCGAAUUUUUGCCUUACGGAUGCUGGAGGAAGUUCAGAAUACGUAUCAAUGAAUCUUUGGCUCUUUGUUCUCAGUCAAUUGCUCACUGGAGCUGGAGCGGCUCCUUUAUAUACUUUAGGAGUUACUUAUUUAGACGAAAACGUAACUAAAAAAAUGUCUUCCGUAUAUUUAGGGAUUUAUUAUACGUUGAGCCUUAUCGGACCCGCUGUCGGAUACCUUUUGGGGGGCGAAUUGCUCAAAAUUUACACGGAUUUUUUAACAAACGAUCCGAACGAAUUCGGUUUAACUCAAAAUAGCAACGUUUGGGUCGGUGCCUGGUGGAUCGGAUUCAUAUUUACCGGAAUUAUAUGUUUAUUGAUUGCAAUUCCAGUUUUAUCAUUUCCUCCAGCUCUUCCAGGUAGCGUGAUAACGGUGCCUGCCGGAGGAGGCGGAACUUUUUUCGGUGGUUAUUUAGUUAAAAAAUUAAAUCUCAAAUGUGCUGGAAUAAUAAAAUUAUGCAUAUUCAGCACCGUAGUCAGCAUGAUUUUCAUUACGUGUUUUUUUCUCACGUGUCCCAAUUUAAAAUUUGCGGGACUUAAUAUUCCCUACAGCGACAGCGUUUCGAUUUCGCUGACGUCAGAAUGUAAUUCAGGUUGUGGUUGUAGUUUGUACGAAUACGAUCCCAUUUGUGGUAUCGACGACAUUACAUAUUUUUCACCCUGUCACGCCGGUUGUAAAAAAGAAUUCCUGUUGGAAGAAUACAAAGCUUAUUCGGAAUGUUCGUGUAUUACAAAACCGUCGAAUUCGGGUUUGGUGUCGGACAUGUUUAAAAAUCCUUCAGGAAACGUAAAUUUAACGAAUAACGAUAACGAAACGUGGAUGGGUUACGAAGCGAAAAAUCUCACGUGCAAAACUCCUUGCGGAUUCUUGUGGUAUUUCGUCGUGCUCGCUUUUUUCGUUAUGGUUUUCACUUUUUUAGCAACGAUGCCUGCUCUAUCUGCAACUUUAAGGUGCGUACAAGACGAACAAAGGUCUUUUGCACUCGGCAUACAAUGGAUAGUGGUCAGAAUCUUCGGCACGAUACCGUCGCCCAUGAUUUUCGGUUUCAUCAUUGACAAAACUUGCAUUCUUUGGGAGUCGGAUUGUCACGGACAAGGUUCUUGCUUAGCUUACGAUAAUAAUUACAUGAGCAGGUACAUGUUCGGAAUCGCAGUUAUUGGUAAAGCUUGCUCUCUGUUUUUCUUUUUUUGCUCUUGGUGGUUUUAUGUUCCUCCUUCAGACGUUAAAAUGUUGCCUACGGAACAAAAAACGGAAUACAAUGUUAAAAGAGGAGAAAUAAGUAAUGGUAUUAAUGGAGGAACCGUUAACAUUCAUUUUGAAAAUCAAUAA